Molecule: messenger RNA, 1926 nt
Organism: Candidozyma auris
Lineage: Eukaryota; Fungi; Ascomycota; Pichiomycetes; Serinales; Metschnikowiaceae
Product: SAGA complex subunit
Exons: 1
Coding region: 1-1926 (641 amino acids)
Cellular component (GO): preribosome, large subunit precursor
Molecular function (GO): protein binding
Source: RefSeq, a predicted model, not a curated record
AUGUCCAUGGACGGGGAUCUCUUCAAUGUCGGCGAGAAUGACGAGGAUAUGUUAGACGGAGACGAGGAUAACGACAGCUACGGGAUGGACGUGGACGAAGACAAUCAGAACGACGAAGACGAGGAUGGUGGGGACAACAACGACAACGACAAUGAUAACGACAACGAACAGGGGAACGAGGACGAUGACGAUGAUGAAGAUGGAGGUGAAGACGAUGAUGGUGAAGGUGAAGACGGUGAUGAUGCUGACGAUGAGUCCGAAAAGGGAAGAAAUGAUGAAGAAGCUGAUGCAAGUGGCCAGGCCGGGUCUGUGGAGGAGAAGAAAACAGAGAAUAGAGAUGAGGCUGAGAGCAAAGAAAAUGGCGAAAGAAGUGGAUCAAGUACAGAAAUUGGGGAUGCUGCCUCGGGAAGUGGCGUACAGAAAGAUACUUCUUCUGAGUCUUCCACCGCGGACUACAAGAGCAUCAGACAAAAAGCACGCGAAGGAGUGAAGAAGGCAACGUAUUUUGAUAUACUGCCCAUGAUGGCUUGCCCCUACGCAAACCAGUGUCAUGCGUUUGCUGUGUCUGAAGGACCCAAGUGGUUGUUGACGGGAGGAGAGGACGGGUUCAUUCGAAAGUACGACUUCAUUGCGUCCAUUGAGGGAAAAGCACCAUUGACAGUGGCGCAGAAACACAAUCUUAUGGAUAGCAUCACUAAAGCGGGUGUUAUUGGUUCCUAUUGGGAGAAUGAACAGCCGCAAACAAAACAGCAGAUCAUGAACUCGAAUCCCAAGAUCAAGCCCUCAGAUUUCACCUCUGGGGCAAUUUCAUACGAGCCCAAAGUCAACCCGGUAUACGCCCUUGACGUUGAGAGGAACGGUUACUGGUGUCUUUCAGGUUUGCUGUCGGGUGGUAUCUGUCUAUAUACCAUGAUUUACAACGAAGGUGCUAUCCACCACUACUUUCCGCAUAACGAACAAAAGCACUCACAGCAUACAAUGUCGAAUGGUCAUCUGGAUACAAUCUCCGUACUUCGACUUAACUUCGAGCAGAACAGGUUUCUCUCAGGGUCCUGGGAUAAGACCAUCAGGGAAUGGGACUUAAAUACCGGGAAUGUUGUAAAUCUAUACAAGGGUAGCUCAGGGCAGAUUUCAAAUAUUCAGUACAGGCCACAGGGUCUUGGUGAUAUCACAUUUGAAGUUGAUGCUGAUUUGGAACCAAAAAACGAAAACAGUGACGUUGACUCUCUCUUUGGAGACAGUGACGAGGACAACGACGGAGAGGGUGACAAGGAUGACAUGGAGGAGGAUAAGGUAGCCAAAGCUAAUACCAAACUGGAUUCCAGAGGCAAGAAUAAGAUUGUUACAUCAGACACGAUUUUCAUGAGCUCAAGCAGCGACGGAACUGUCAAUAUUUGGGACGCUCGUGUGUCUAAUGGAACGGCAGUUCUCCGAAUAGGCGUUCCUGAGGGAGUUCCGCCUUGGUGUAUGACUUCGUCGUGGUCAAAUGAUGGUGAUAAAAUAUACGUUGGCAGAAGAAACAGCACCGUGGAAGAGCUUUCUUUGCGCAUGCCUCAUAAACGAGGAACAGGAUCUACGAUGGUGCCCAAUGUGUCUAAAUGCCUUCAGUUCCCUAAAAUUUCAGGACCAGUGUCUGCUCUUUCAGUCAUGCCCAACGACAACUUUCUUCUAUGUGGUUCGAAUGAUAAUAUUCGUCUAUAUAACCUCAGUCUUUAUGACGACUUUGCCCAGGAGACCACUGUUCUGAAGAAGAGAGCAACACCUUUCUUUGUUAUUCCAGGCCACCAUGGAGGUAUUUUGUCAAACUUGUACGUUGACGAUACUGGACGCUUCAUGAUAAGUACAAGUGGAAAUCGUGGAUGGGGACAGUCAUCCUAUGCUGAUGCUGUGCUUGUAUAUUCGAUAGACUACGAGAACCAGCAGUAA